This is a messenger RNA of Galendromus occidentalis (western predatory mite), 1539 nucleotides long. It is a transcript of the gene eEFSec, whose product is annotated as eukaryotic translation elongation factor, selenocysteine-specific. The record is from RefSeq and is a predicted model, not a curated record. Gene Ontology annotation, biological process: selenocysteine incorporation. The coding region runs from base 1 to 1539 and encodes 512 amino acids. Gene Ontology annotation, molecular function: GTPase activity; GTP binding; translation elongation factor activity. Lineage: Eukaryota; Metazoa; Arthropoda; Arachnida; Mesostigmata; Phytoseiidae. The transcript has 4 exons.
AUGGUCAAUGUCAAUGUUGGGGUGCUCGGACAUGUCGACUCCGGGAAGACAUCUCUGUGCCGAGCUCUCAGCCACAAAGGGAGUACGGCGGCGUUCGAUAAGAAUCCCCAAUCGCAACGACGGGGCAUAACUCUGGACUUGGGAUUCUCGACGUUCUCUCAUUCUGGACCUCACGGAGAGACCCAGUACACUCUCGUGGAUUGCCCAGGACAUGCGAGCCUCGUGAAGACCGUUAUAGGCGGUGCUCAAAUUAUCGACGUGAUGCUCCUGGUGAUCGAUGUCACGAAAGGAGUUCAGACCCAAACUGCCGAGUGCCUCAUCAUCGGGGAAAUAUGCUGUGAUCGGAUGCUCAUUGUACUGAACAAACUCGAUCUUCUGGACGGUGGGCCGGCAGCGUUGGAGAAAAUCAAGACCAGGAUGAGAAAAACACUGGAACUCACGAAGUUCAAAGACUCUGAAAUGAUCGCGAUCUCCGCGAACCCCCAAGAGGCGGGCCCGGUCGGCAUCGAUGAGCUGAAGGACCUCAUAGCCAAGAGCGUUCCGAUUCCGCAGCGCAGUCGCGAUGGUCCUUUCGUACUUUGCGUGGACCACUGUUUCCAGAUCAAGGGUCAAGGGACUGUACUGACAGGAACCGUCACUCAAGGAAUGGUGUCUGUGAACUCACUCAUUGAGAUCCCGCUGCUCAAAUUGCAACGGAAAGUCAAAUCCAUGCAAGUGUUCGGACAGCCUGUGACGGAAGCGAUCCAGGGUGACAGGGUGGGCAUCUGCGUCACUCAAUUCGAAGCCAAUCUAUUCGAGCGGGGCGUCGUCUGCAGUCCAAAUCAUUUCCAGCUCACAUACGCGGUCCUCGUGCCCGUGUUGAGAAUAGCCUAUUUUCGGAACAGCAUUCGCUCCGGAACCAAGUUUCACCUCACGUCGAUCCACGACACCGUUCUCGGGAAACAGACUUUUUUUAGCGGCUCGGAAAGAUCCUCGAUCGAGCAGGAAUUCGUGUUUGAGGAAGAGCUUGCACAUAAUGCUGACGGGAAAUUUUUCUUCGCUCUGAUAGAGUUCGAUCAGCCCAUGAUCUGUGGAGUUCGAAGUUUGGUUCUAGGGUCGAAGCUUGACACGGACAUCAACACGAAAACUUGCAGGCUGGCCUACCAUGGAAAAGUUGCGAAAACCUUCGUAAGCCCGGACUACAAGAAAAGCCUUGCUGCUUUGCGAGUUUCCAAAACCAAACACAAGACGGGUGUAGUCGAUCGAGUGCCCAACGAAAGCGAAGUAAUCGUUAAGAACCUGUUCAAGAAAGAAACCAACUUGGAAAUAUUUUCCGGCAUGAAAGUCGCGUUCAGCUCGGGAGAAACCGGGGCGAUCCAAAGCUCAUUUGGGCAGAGCGGCAAGGUGAAAAUUCAAUUAGACGUCGAUUCUAAGAUCUCGGCUGACUUGAAGCGACUCCUGAAAGCCAAGAAAGGCGAAAAGCCCGAGGGCGAUCCCAUAACGGUGACAUUGACCUUCAAGAGACUCGUUUUCGACCCGAGCAAAAAAGCAAUACAGUGA